This is a messenger RNA of Pocillopora damicornis (cauliflower coral), 3161 nucleotides long. Its product is annotated as centromere/kinetochore protein zw10 homolog. The record is from RefSeq and is a predicted model, not a curated record. Gene Ontology annotation, cellular component: chromosome, centromeric region; RZZ complex; nucleus. NCBI's taxonomy places the organism in Eukaryota, Metazoa, Cnidaria, Anthozoa, Scleractinia, Pocilloporidae. Gene Ontology annotation, biological process: mitotic spindle assembly checkpoint signaling; endoplasmic reticulum to Golgi vesicle-mediated transport; mitotic cell cycle.
CAAAAUGGCGGACGUAGAGGAAAAGGAAAAUUUUAUAGCUAGCGCGACUCACAAAAAGCCAAAACAGAGCGCAAGUCUUGUUACGGAUGUGCUUUUGAAGUCUGCUCGUUUAGAGAAGGAAGACAUAAACUCAUGUGUUAAGAAAACAUUGCAGAAAGCAGAGGAAGUGAAGGCAGAGGUCCUUCAGGCAAUAUACAAGGAAUACACAUUUGAUGAAUUUUUAGACUUCUGUAAUUCAACCUUUGAAAUGAACUGGAAUGUGAACAACCUUCUCACUGAAAUUCAAAAUGUUUUUGGCAGACUGAAGAGCACAGUGGAAGGUCCUCUUGAUGCUGCUGCUCAUGAACAUGGUGACCUUGUGAAACAAUUAAGAGAGACUGAAGCCAUUGCAGAGCUCCUCAAAAGACUCCAUAAGAUCCAUGAAGCAUUGGAUGCCUUCCCUGGGGAGCUUAAUAAAGCUGCAUAUUAUAACGCAGCUAAGCUUGUGCAAUCUGUGAAAGAACUCCUGUCUGAUUUACCUAAAGCUGGCCAGGAAGGACGGAUUUUUAUUGCCCUCAGAGAGGAAUGGGGAAGACAGAAGGCACAGCUGACUGCAACACUGGAAAGGGUGUGGACCAAAAGUAUUGCAUGGACGACACCCACUACAGCAUCACUGGACAACAGUCAGGGACAUCUGAAAACACAACUCAAGCUGGACCCAACUGGCUGUUCAAUGAGUAAUGUUCUUCAAGCAAUGGAAGUAAGUUUGAUCUUAAUGACUACUGACGUUGAUAUCAAGGCUCUGUUGACUUUACAAACUAAGGCAUUUUUAAAUUAUUUUGUUUGUUUUGUAAAUGUAGGAAAGAAGCUGGUGCAGUUCAUAUUUCGUCCCAUAACACUGUUUCCCAGCUUAAAGCCACAAGUUGACAAAACAAAACAAGAAAUUACAACUGUGUCAUUUGCAAAGGAAAGUGGAAAAAAGAUCAUUGAUCCUGCCUUGUUGUAUUCAAAGUUCUCAGAAAUCCUUGUCAUUUUGAGAAACUUCUUUGAAGGAAGUAGGAAAGAAGAUGAUGAAAUGUCAGAGGAACUUAAUGUGUCAAGUUCAUCACUUUUUGCGAAACUAGGUAUGUUUCAUCCAGGAUUUAUAGACAGUCUUGAAUUCUUGAAAAAUUGCAUUUCUUCCUCUUCAGGUGAAUAUAUAUGGCCUGAUCUAUCAGAAACUAUUAUUAAAGAGUGCCUCAAGAAAUCAGUUCCUAACACAAGUGCACAGUUGGAAAAGUAUCAAGAUGUCAUAAAAACCACUGAGGAAUUUGAGACAAAGCUUGUGUCUAUAGGUUUAGUCCCUGAAGGAACAAAUAAUCUCACAUCCUAUGUAAAGGAUGUUGGUAUUCACUUUGGAAACAAAAAGUGUCAAGAUCUUCUGGUCAGGGCACGUGAUCUGAUGAAGGAUGACAUUCACAAUACUGUGUUGGUGGACAGAAAGAAAGACAAGGCAGUUCUACAGAGUCUGGGUGAUAUAAAGAAAGCAUUAUCAGAUAACAAGAAAGGAGUAAAGCAUGAACCAUUGCAGAGAGAUCCAGCUAACACACUAAGCAAGUUUACAUUCUGCCUUCCAUCCUGCCGAAUCAGUGAGAGUACAGAGAAACUAAUGAAUCUGGCUUAUGAAACUUUGAUAGAAGCAACACAAUCUACCCCACAAUGUGCUAUUCAGCUCUUCUACAGUGUUCGUAACAUGUUUGAGUUAUACUGCAAUGUUGUACCCACUUAUCAUCAACAGCACUUGAGCAAAUUACCUCAGUUGUCUGCUCUGCAUCAUAACAACUGCAUGUACAUUGCUCAUCACCUUCUCACUCUUGGACAUCAGUUCAGAUCCAAGUUGCCAGAGCCUCUUAAUCAGAGCGUGGCUACUUUUGUGGAUCUGGUGCCAACCAUAAGACAUAUGGGAGAAAAAUGUUUCCUUGAACAACUGAGAAAGCAAAGGUCUAAUUUGUUGGAAGUUGUGCAGGGGAACAAAGGUUUUGCGAAUGUGCAUGAGGAUGAAAAAGGUUUGCAGGUUGAGAAAUCAAUGAAACAGAUUUUGCAUCUCCUAACAAAUCUUGGAAAAGUGUGGAACGGUAUUUUACCAGUUGAUAUUUAUUGUCAGGCCUUAGGAGCCUUAUUUGAUGACGUCUUACAAAACAUUGCUUCAGAAGUUACCCAGCUGGAGGAUAUUUCAGCAGAAGAGGCUCAUCAGCUUCAUUCAUUAUUAUCCAUACUUGUAGAGCGAGGGUCUGAAAUAUUCCAAAAUGUACAGGAAGCAAACUCAGAAUCAGCAGAAAACAGCUGGGAUUUAUGCACAGUUGUACCUCAUUGGAUUCGUUAUAAAGAGCUGAUAGCAAUAUUGGAAGCCAGUUUACAAGACAUUGUGGAUAGAUGGGCAGAUGGAAAGGGUCCCUUGGCACAUGAAUGUAGCGCUCAAGAGGUGAGAGGCUUGAUAAGGGCCCUGUUCCAGAACACUGACAGAAGAGCAGCAGUAUUGGCAAAGAUAAAGCCAGUACAAACAUAGUACAUUGGAAAUACUGUCACACAUUAGACGGUUACAAAUUCCCCCAAUGUUACAUAUCCCAGAGUCACUCAAAGCAUCACUCAUCCAUAGACAGUGUUCUGUCCUCUCUUAUUUGAAGCACAACUUUGAACAAAUGAGAAAUUUUCAAAACAGUUGAGCAAUCCUUUUACCAGUUAAAUUUCCAAGACUUCUUAGAGAUUUUAGGAAGUAAUAGGAGGUAUUACAUGCAGCAAACUUUACCUGUGACUGCCUGAAAGAGAACACUGCAGAGAGCAAGUGAGUGGAGUUAAUUAUCAGCUUUGUGUGGUUGAGGACUGUCAAUCCACCAGGAUCAUUAGAUCAAGGCUCUUCGGUUGGCCCAGGUGCCUGAGUUAAGCACCCCCUGCUGUUGAUAAAAGUAGCAGUCUGUUACAAUACGAAAAAUGUUAAGGGAGGCUUGGUGAUCUAUCAGCAUUGGCCUUGUACAGUUGGCAUUGUAUGAUUCUGCAUAGUGAUGAACCAAAUGAUUAUGAACUCAAGAUCACCUCUUGUGAUCGUUAUGUCGUUGUGUUUCUCUAAGUCUCCAAUAUACAAAAUGGGUCUGUUGCCUUACUCCAUGCUAAGUUUAAUAAUAAAAGGAAUAUUUAGCAUACACAAA